UACCGGCGAUCGUUAGUUAGUGUUGUGGGCGCUCCUGGAGAGACAAGCCAGAUAGCCGAGGUUUGCCUAGGACAGCGUUCUUGAACCUUAAUUGGAUAUAAGCACGGAAAUAAGUUAAGAAAGAAAAGAAAGUAAAGUGCCGUCGGUCAAACCAGCUUUAUUGGCUACAGAGGACGAGGAUGCCAGGUGGGUGCAAGGAGUACACAGAGAGUACGCCCGUCGAGGAAGUUGGAGACAGAUUUGAACAAAUUUUACGCAAGACAGCGAUUCUUUUAAGUCAUCUAAUCGAUCAACCUUUUGCCGAAACCUAAAAUAAGAUCUCUGUAUCAGGCAGAGUCAAAGGGCGUUUUGACAAGGUCGUGCUUGCUUCCAUAAACAAUCGUCUUAUGCGUUAUGUGAAGACUGGUUCGAUGGGUUUUAUCCUGGACAACUGACGAUUUAACUUCCCUGAUUCGCUCGCAGUAGGAAUACAGCAUUCAGGGCUGAUUGGAACAAAUUGAAUUUGAUAUACGACAUAACCUCAUCAGGCAGUGUACAAGGCGGGCAAAACAUUGAAAUGUGAAAAAAGGAACAGUGUUAUUUUGUUGUUUUUUGUUCUCUAUAUGUUUGUGUGAUUUUAAAGAAAGCAAGCCAUGAGAAUAUGUAUGUAAAAGGAAAAGUGUGAUUUUGUUCUCUCUACGUUAUAGAUUUUUCGAUUUCGAGUUUAGAUAUACACAAUUCAAGCAAAAACAGCAAUAUGACAAAAGAAAAGUAUGGCUUUGUUCUCCGUGCAUUAGAUUUUCUGAUUUCCAAUCUUGUUAUCGGCCCUCUCGUUGUGUUAUACUGGAGAGGAACGCUGGAACUUAUGGGCUUAUAUCUGUUACCGGAAUCGUUCAAACUAAGCUGUUGGAUCUCUCUUAUAUUUGGAGUUACCAUAGUAACAGCUGCCAACCUUCUCCAGUUUGUGUUCUCUCGCGCUUCAGUCAGAUCUUCCCGUGUACGAUUUGCUGCUUUCUCUCGACCGUACACCUAUAUUGUAGGUUUGGCGAUCGUAAAUCAUUGGAGAGGUGUCUGGUUCUUACUGGAUGCGUACACCGGAAAUGACUGGAUCAGCGCCAUGGUGUCCUUGAUCGUCGGUUCGGGACUGCUGUUUGCUCUUCGCUCGUUUCGGAAUGUCCUAGCACCCCCUGUCGUCGUCGUUCUGGACAUAUUUCCAGAAACUCAUUUCAUCAUACCAACAAGAUUCAAACAGCAGAAGAGAAAUGUUCUGUUCACCCUGGACGUUCUGUUCAGCGUCGUCGUUAUCGAAUCUCUCAUCAUCGUCACCUGGCGAGGGUUAUGGGAACUUCUCGACCUCUACCUUUUUCCAGAUGACACCCUCAAGAGUGGCUACUACGCAUUCAUCAUCUCCUACGUGCUCGUCCUCCUCAUUCAAAUCGCAGAGAAUCCUCUACAAACCAUCUCCAAGAAGCUGGAACACACCACAAUGACUGGGAAGGUGAUAUUUGAUGACGUCAUAUAUCUUUUGCAGGCCGCUGUGGCCAUAUGUCACAAAAGAGGGCUUUGGCUGAUCCUCAACGUGGUUUUCUUCCCAUCAGAUCAAGAGCUCAGUCUUUGGCUGAAUCACGCAAUAGGAGCUGGAGGGCUUCUACUCAUGUGCACGCUUAAUUCAGCGCUGCCGAAAGGUAUCUUGAUAGACGGUGCUCAGAUGGAUGGGGCGGGAGUUACGAUGUCCAUUUCGUACGCAGCUGUUAUCGUCCAGUGGUUCAGGAAUAGAAAUUCGAAAGAAAAGCAACCAUCCACUGAAAAGGUAGAGAUGGAGCAGGAACAAAUUACGUUUAAUCCAACAGCUGGAGCAGCUGUCUGAUACAGAGGACAACACGAAGAACCAAGUUUAAAGCUGCAGUCCCUGGAAUAGUUUUAUUAUUUAAUUUAUAGAAUAGAUGAUCCAGUUCUGUUUGGUACAUAAAAGGUCCAUCACAUCGCUAUAGUUUCUACAUUAUCUAGGUCAA
Molecule: messenger RNA, 1991 nt
Organism: Gigantopelta aegis
Lineage: Eukaryota; Metazoa; Mollusca; Gastropoda; Neomphalida; Peltospiridae
Exons: 4
Coding region: 737-1846 (369 amino acids)
Source: RefSeq, a predicted model, not a curated record